AUGUCUAUUACACAAGAGGAUGUUGUUCGUCCCGUUGCCAACUUUCGUCCCAGCGUAUGGGGAGAUCAAUUUCUCAUCUACAAUGAGGAAGCAAAUCAACGAAUUGAGAUGGAAGAAAUAGUCAAAGAUUUGAAGGAAGAAGUGAGGAAAGAUUUAGUAGCAUCACUAAAUGUUCCAAUGGAACACACAAAUUUAUUGAAACUGAUUGAUGCAAUCCAACGUCUAGGCAUAGCCUACUAUUUUGAAGACGAGAUUGAGAAAUCCUUGCAACAUAUAUAUGAUACAUAUGGUGAUAACUGGAAUGCUGGUAGGCACUCCCUUUGGUUUCGACUUCUGCGACAACAAGGCUUCUAUGUUUCAUCUGAUAUUUUCAGUAACUAUAAGGAUGAAAAUGGAUGUUUUAAGGAAUCCUUAACAAAUGAUGUUCAAGGCAUGCUUGAGUUGUUUGAGGCAACGUAUAUGAGGGUGCAAGGUGAAGUUAUACUAGAUGAGGCUUAUGUUUUUACAACUUCUCAUCUAGACGAAAUAUCAAAGGAUCCUCUUCGAAGCAACUCUACCCUUUCGUCUCUAAUACAAGCGACACUAAAGUUACCUUUAUGGAAAAGUUUUCCAAGACUAGAGGCUUUGCAUUACAUUCCUUUCUACCAAAAACAAGCUUCUCACAAUGAAUCGUUACUUCGACUUGCCAAGUUAGGGUUCAACUUGCUUCAAUCACUUCACAAGAAAGAGCUUAGUCAAGUUGCCAAGUGGUGGAAAGGUUUUGAUGUCUCAAACAAUCUACCUUACGCCAGAGAUAGAAUUGUUGAAUGCUACUUUUGGGCACUAGGUUUAUACUUUGAGCCCCAGUAUUCUUCUUCUCGGAUAUUCUUGGCAAAAAUGUUCGCAAUGAUAACGCUUAUUGACGACACUUAUGAUGCUUAUGGAAUUCAUGAAGAACUUGAGUGUUUUACUGAAGCAAUUCAAAGGUGGUCGAUUACAUGCUUAGAAAUGCUUCCGGACUACAUGAAAUUGAUAUACCAAAAGCUAAUGGAUAUGUAUAAAGAAAUGGAAGAAACGUUGGUAAAGGAGGGAAAAGCAUAUCAUCUAAGCUAUUCCAAAGAAUUUGUGAUAAAAAUGGUUAAGAGUUAUAUGGAUGAAGAGAAAUGGGUUACUAACGAGUACAUGCCAACAAUGGAUGAGUACUUGUCGGUUGCAUUAGUAACCAGCGGAGCUGAUAUGAUUGUAGCAUCAAGUUUUGUUGGCAUGGGUGAUCUAGUCACACAUGACUCAUUUAAAUGGAUUCUCACCAAACCUCUUAUUUUCCAUUAUUCAAAUAUAAUUGGUAGACUCGUGGGUGAUAUUGCCUCCCACAAGGAGGAGCAAGAAAGAAAGCAUUCAGCAUCUUGUAUUGAAAUUUACAUGAAAACAUACGAUGGCACGGAACAGGAUGCCCAUGAGUAUCUUAAUAAGAAAGUCGAAGAUGCGUGGAAAGAUAUAAACCAAGAGUCUCUCAUCAUUAAAGAAGUUCCAAGGCCUUUAAUAAUGCAUGUGAUCAACAUGACUCGAACGACAAACUAUCUAUAUAAAGAUGGAGAGAAUUUCACACAUCCGGGAGAAGAAUUCAUAGAGCAUAUCAAAUCUUUGUUCAUUCAUCCUAUGGAUAUAUGAGUUCCUUAGAGAUUUUUAGGGCAUUUACCUAGUCCUUAAAAUCGCUAUUUCUGUUUGUUUGAAUAAAAUCCUUAGCAUAUAAGGAUGGAUGAAUCAAUCAUUGAUUUUUCCCUAUAAUAGAUAUAUCCUUGUUUU
Molecule: messenger RNA, 1782 nt
Organism: Cynara cardunculus var. scolymus (artichoke)
Lineage: Eukaryota; Viridiplantae; Streptophyta; Magnoliopsida; Asterales; Asteraceae
Product: beta-caryophyllene synthase-like
Exons: 7
Coding region: 1-1647 (548 amino acids)
Biological process (GO): diterpenoid biosynthetic process
Molecular function (GO): magnesium ion binding; terpene synthase activity
Source: RefSeq, a predicted model, not a curated record